CCAUGCAUAAUACAACGGCACAUCCAUCUUACAUUUUGUCUCGAUCCAGCCAUAUCAUUUCUACUUCACGGGGAAAAGUUUCGCUUUAAGGAAGACACGCGCGAAAUGAUCGAGUGUCUCGAUAGAUCAAAGUGAUGUCACGUUGAGUCGUCGAUCGGUGGCACAACUUUCCUCUCUCUUCGGCCCAAUCAAUCGGUUUUGAUUUAAGAGAGUUUGAAAUUGAGGAGGAAAAGGAUAAAGAUAAAGGAAGACCAUGCACAAGGAACGGUACACCGACGUGUCGCUCAAAGUGUCGCAGUUCCUGUUGAAAUCGGCUGGUAUCUGGACGAUUGGAAACAACGCCGAGGAACGGCAAAGGAAGUUCGCUGUUUUCUACACCCUUGCUGCCCUGAUUUACGGUAUAUACGUGAACGCGGUGGACAUUUAUCACAAUUUGGACAAUUUGGCUCAUUGCGUCUUUCUCACUUGCAACAUAACGUGCAUAUUAUUGGGAUUAUUCAAGUGUUUCGUGAUAAGCUUUUUCAGAAUGGAAUUCUCGCGUUUAGUUUCAUAUGCCCAGAAACAUUUCUGGCGUUUGGAUUACGAUUACAAUGAGAAGAUACUUUUCGAAAAGUGUCAGAAAUUUUGCAAGUUGUGGAUCAUAGUUGUGAGCAUGAUUUCUCAAUCCUCGUUGGCUUUCUACAUAAUUACACCAAUUUAUGAAAAUAUAGGGAAGAAUAAAUCGGACAGGAUACUUCCGUUCAAAAUGUGGGUCGAUCUUCCUUUAAGCGCGACACCGUAUUACGAAAUAAUGUUCGUCAUCCAGUUGUUGGCCAUAGAACAAAUUGGCGUCGCGUACGUGUGCACCGACUUCUUCCUGUGCAUACUGAACCUGCACGCCCUCUACCAAUUUCGCAUGAUGCAGCAGGAACUGUCGAGGAUCUGGUCGGUGGUCGAUGAACAAACAACGAACGUUGCCGCUUACGCGAGGGGAUGCCACGUGGCUUUGAAAAAGUGCAUUCGAAGGCACCAAUCGUUGAUCGAAUUUUGCAAUAAACUCGAGAAGGUUUUCACGUUUCCGAUCCUCAGCCACGUGGUGGUGUUCAGCUUGCUCAUGUGCUUCGAUACGUACGAGAUAAUUUUGGCAGACAUACCCACGUUGAAAAGGCUCAUCUUCAUUUGUCACAUGAUCGGCAGUUUCAUCCAUAUAAUUUUCUUCGCGUAUAUUUGCCACGGUUUGAUAGAGGAAAGUGGAAACGUCGGGUUGGCGACGUAUUCAGGCUGGUGGACGACAUUGCCGAUGAACGAGACUGGGAGAAUGCUGCGAAAAGAUAUAAGGAUGAUAAUGAUGAAGUCGAUGCGGCCGUGUUACCUCUCCGCAGGUGGCUUCUUUCCGAUGUCUUUGGAAACGUCUACUGCGCUCAUAAGUUCCACAAUGUCGUACUUCACCUUAAUGAGGGAAUCGUCCAUGAAAGGGGACUAAAUAAAUCGAAAAAAACGUGCACAAAUUUAUAUGAAGUGAAAAUUUUUUAAGCAUUAGCUAAGAAACUUUAGUACUUUUUAGUAUUUGUAUUUCUUAGAUGAAAAAAAUAAAAUAUGAUUCAAAUAUCA
Molecule: messenger RNA, 1590 nt
Organism: Apis florea (little honeybee)
Lineage: Eukaryota; Metazoa; Arthropoda; Insecta; Hymenoptera; Apidae
Product: odorant receptor 30a
Biological process (GO): detection of chemical stimulus involved in sensory perception of smell; sensory perception of smell
Cellular component (GO): plasma membrane
Molecular function (GO): odorant binding; olfactory receptor activity
Source: RefSeq, a predicted model, not a curated record